Cladophialophora psammophila CBS 110553 is the source of this 291-nucleotide messenger RNA. RefSeq lists its product as uncharacterized. NCBI's taxonomy places the organism in Eukaryota, Fungi, Ascomycota, Eurotiomycetes, Chaetothyriales, Herpotrichiellaceae. The record is from RefSeq and is a predicted model, not a curated record. Bases 1 to 291 code for a protein of 96 amino acids. The transcript has 2 exons.
AUGGCGGCCGUGGGCGGGCUCUUCUGUGCCGUCUCUGGCAGUUCCGAGGUUUCGAAGUCGAUGUACAACGAUGCCCGGAGGUUAGUGCUGGCCUCGUUCAACAGGAGAAACAUUCUUGGGGAUGUGUCCGCGACCUCUGAAGACAAGCUCAUGACGGUGAAGACUGUACGUGACACCUGCUCCUUGUCGACGUUUAUUGACCGGAACAGUUUGUUCUCCUUGCUCUCUAUGGACUAUGCAGUGGUGACAAAAGGAGCUACGAAUUUACCGAGGCUUUUCACGCCCACCUAA